AUGGGCGGCUCAGUCUCCUCUUCCAUGGAGCCCGGAUACAUCUUCCCCACUAUCCAGACCUUCAACCCACCACUCCGUGUCUACCGCAUCGAAGAGUGUAAGCUUCCCCGGCUAGCCCGUCAGCUUUAUGCCGAGGAGCGGCCUUGCCAUGUGAUGGUCCAGAUCAUACCUGCCGUCGCCGUUCUGAGCGCCUGUCCAGAAGCACUCGUUGUCUUCACCCUGCCCCCUGAAGAGCGCGAAGUUCUGUCAUCAAAGCACUACCCUGAAUCCAUCAUCUCCUAUCCCAGCAUAUACAGCCCCUCUUCUCCCACCUCUAGCAUCCUUGCCCCCGAAAAGAAGGCCCCCCUAUACUCUCCCAAGCCCAUGAUCGCUGAUCCCUUCCGCCGGUCCGACCCAGUCCGCUUCAACAGCCUCGACGGCCGCCAUUUCUCGGGCAUCACGCGAGUCAAAUACUCUUCUUCUCAGGAUGCUAUACAUCCUGACGUGGAUCUGAAUGAUAUCGACUCCAUCACACAAGCGAUGCGGGACGCGAGCUUUGGUCUGGACAGCCCCACAGCUAGACUUGCUCAGAACCGAAUUUCGUCUUUGCCCAACGAUUGCCGGAGCAGCAUCUACUCUGUGUCUCUCCCGGGGCGAGUGUCAGAUGCCCACGACCCCGCGACCGGUACUCCCUUGGUCCGCCCGACCACCCCUGAUACGGGUAUCGUACACGCCUCGGACCUCCAUCGCUUCUCAACUGCCCGAUACAGCCACGCUGCCGGACGUACCAGCGUCAUGAGCCUCCCACCCCUCUGCAACUCGACCACGAUCUCUAUCCCCGAUUCUGCCAUUGUGAAAACCCCGACUACGCCUGCUUUCCACUAUCACCAUCUCGACAGCCGCAGGGGCCAACUUAUUGGGAACGGACGAUCGAGAGCUACGAGCGAGCCGAUCAUGAGCGGUGCGAGUAAGCGAGAGUUGAGGAAAGUGUCGAGCGUAGUGGAUUCCUCAAGUGGGCCAGACUUGGCUCUCAUCAACAGAUCGACACACAAGUUAUCGAGCCAUUCACUUGCUGCCAAGUCUACGCCUGACGCUAUUUUGGAGACCUCGGUUAUGGCACUUGGACAAGAGAGCAAUACUCUGGAUAAUGCCUCCAACCAAGAGAAGACCCUCCCGUUGGUUCCGUUCCCAGUUCCACAGGCAGCAGGGCAGGUGAUCCCAACGCCGAAUGAACCCGCUUUCAAGCUUGCUACCUUGGCUCCUAUGCCCAAGACUGGUGCGGCUCCUAUGCCCAAGCCCAUUCGAAGCAUCCGCCCUCACCCAUCAUCGUCUCCUGACGUCUUUGCUGGUCCCUCCCCAAAGGCCGCGUACACUCGACUGCCACUCAGAGGUCCUCGAACUCCCAACCCUGAGAUCUUCAAGCAUCUUCACCCCGUCACAGGUCAACGGACAGCAUAUCAGGCCGAAGGCAGACGGAGGUGUCGUCUCAGAGACUAUGGAGAAGGCGCAUCGUGGCCAGCCACUCGUGGACCGUUUCCCUAUGAUUUGAUUUGA
Messenger RNA from Cryptococcus wingfieldii CBS 7118, 1533 nucleotides. RefSeq lists its product as hypothetical. Lineage: Eukaryota; Fungi; Basidiomycota; Tremellomycetes; Tremellales; Cryptococcaceae. The transcript is spliced from 4 exons. The record is from RefSeq and is a predicted model, not a curated record. The coding region runs from base 1 to 1533 and encodes 510 amino acids.